ACCCUAAAAACAUGAAAAAAGAACUUUUAUUGCAAGCUGAUAAACUGUGAACGGAUCGAAAAUAUUUUAUUAAAUUUUUAACAAAUUUUAUGAAAUUGUUUUCUGAAAAAGAAACAAAAAUGUAUUGAUUGUAGCGUUGUGAAUGCAUACGUUUGUUAAGUGGUUAGAAAUGUAAAAUUGAUAAAAAAUUGUGUAUACACAUAUAUAUGCAUCAUCCUUAGUCGAGAAAAAAUUUGACUACGUUGUACAAUAUUUUGUUGAAAUAGAAGAAACCUAAAAAUGUCUCAUCACAAUCGUGGACAUGGAUCUAUACCCAAUCGAUGGCUGUAUUGCCCUAGGAAAAGCGAUGGCAUAAUUGCUGAAAAAUUUCUUGCUUUCAAAACCCCACUGAAUGCUGCUUUCCUAGACCAAAUGCCAUUGGAGUGCAUUUUUCAACCUGAAAUGCUCUUUGACUAUUGUAAAACUAUAAAACUGAAGUUAGGUUUAUGGAUAGAUCUAACAAACACUAAAAGAUUUUAUGAUAAAUCUGUGGUCAUGACCCGCGGAGCCAAUUAUGUCAAAUUACAGUGCCGCGGUCAUGGGGAGACUCCAUCACUUCAACAAACACGUUCUUUUAUAGAGAUUGUAGAUAAUUUCGUAAACGAGAGGCCACUUGACAUUGUGGGCGUCCACUGCACUCACGGUUUCAACAGAACUGGAUUUCUAAUUGUAUCGUAUAUGGUCGAGAGACUAGAUUAUUCUGUGGAAGCGGCUUUAACAAUGUUCGCUGGGGCCAGAGCGCCCGGAAUUUACAAACAAGACUACAUUAACGAGCUCUUUAAACGCUAUGGAGAUGAGGAAGAUACAAUGCAAGCGCCAAACUUGCCGGAUUGGUGUCUCGAAUAUGACGAUUCAAAUAAUCAACAGAAUGGUUUCAAAAGGACACAUGAAGAUUCACCUCAUUCUUCCAAGUUCCAACAUGUUACGGGAUCGUCAACAACCGAGAACAAUGAAUUCGGUUUCGAUUCGGAUAAUUUGAAAGAUGAUGAAAUCGAUGAAAGAUCAAAUGACGAUAAUCAACCCGGUGGCUCCUAUUCCCAGUCAAAUAAUGCCAUGUCCACGAAUGGUAAGCCACGUAAAAAACGAAGACGAGAAAUGUUUGUGGAGAACGCCACAUUUAUGGAUGGAGUUCCAGGCGUAGUAUGGGUACACGAUCAGCCUCGACUCAGCAUAAUACAGCAGAAAGUGCAAGACAUGUGCCGCUGGGAAAAAAACGGAUUUCCCGGUGCCCAGCCAGUGUCGAUGAAUCGUGAAAAUAUUAAUAUGCUGCGUGAGAAACCGUAUCGAGUCUCCUGGAAAGCAGAUGGAACCAGGUAUAUGAUGUUAAUUAAUAAGCGUGACGAAAUCUAUUUUAUCGAUCGAAAUAAUUCUUGCUUCCAAGUGGAUAACUUAACGUUUGUGAAAUCCGAAGAUCUUAAUGAGCAUUUGGAGGAUACAUUAGUCGAUGGCGAGAUGGUUUUAGAUAAGUAUAAAGAUAAAACCUUUCCCCGUUAUUUGAUUUACGACGUUGUUAGAUUAGGGGAAAAAGAUAUAGGCAAAGAACCAUUUUAUGAAGAGCGAUUAAAUUGCAUACAAAAAGAAAUUAUUGAGCCUCGUCAUCGAGCUAUGGUGGAGAAAAUUAUCGAUCGUAACGAUGAACCUUUUGGUAUUCGUAAAAAGGAUUUCUGGGAUAUAAGAACUUCGGCCUCCUUGUUAGGUGAAAAGUUUGCCAAGUGCUUGUCACACGAACCGGAUGGUUUGAUAUUCCAACCAUCGAAAGAACCCUAUACACCCGGAAUGUGUGAAGACGUUUUUAAAUGGAAGCCGCUUGAAAUGAAUUCGAUCGACUUUCGUUUGAAAAUUGUUGAAAAAUGUCUUCCUGGAAUGCUUCCAGAGAAGCAUGCGCUAUUAUACGUAGGUGGUCACGAUGAGGCUGUUGGUAUACUGGAAAGUACGAAAGUUCCCAAGAGCUUAAAUAACAAAAUCAUAGAAUGCUCUCUUAGUCCAGAAGGAAAGUGGGUGUUUAUGCGCGAGAGGACAGACAAGACUUUACCUAACAGCUAUAAUACAGCUAAGUCGGUUUUCGACAGUAUCCGCGCUCCUAUUACAAAGGAAUGUCUUUUAGAAUAUAUAGCCAACUAUGGUUUUCGUGAAGAUCACGAUAAAAUGCCUCCGCCAAGAAGUGCUUCUCAACGUUUGCCACCCAAUCAGCAGCAUCAACAACAUUACAAUCAACGAAAGCAGCAGUUGGCAUCUCCUUCACAGAAAUUGCAACCUAAUCAGCAAUUUAAAACAACACAUCAUUAAAUGGAUGAUAUU
This is a messenger RNA of Glossina fuscipes, 2337 nucleotides long. RefSeq names its product mRNA-capping enzyme (gene mRNA-cap). Gene Ontology annotation, biological process: dephosphorylation; 7-methylguanosine mRNA capping. The transcript is spliced from 6 exons. Lineage: Eukaryota; Metazoa; Arthropoda; Insecta; Diptera; Glossinidae. Gene Ontology annotation, molecular function: ATP binding; mRNA guanylyltransferase activity; mRNA 5'-triphosphate monophosphatase activity. The record is from RefSeq and is a predicted model, not a curated record. The coding region runs from base 280 to 2325 and encodes 681 amino acids.